UUCACGCUUUCUUUUAUUUUUUUAUUUUAGGCUUGCAUUGAUGAUAAUCUAGAAAUGGUUGAAUUUCUAAUCGAACAUGGCGCUGAUAUAAACAGACAAGAUAAUGAAGGCUGGACGCCGCUGCAUGCCACCGCCUCAUGCGGCUUCGUGAGCAUAGCCCGCUAUUUGGUGGAGCAUGGCGCCGAUCCGGCCGCUGUAAAUAGCGACGGUGACUUGGCCGUGGACUUGGCUGUCGAUAUACAACAUUUGGCGAUGAUGGAUUUCAUGCAAAAGGUGAUGACUGAACACAAUAUCGACUGCGAGAAGGCGCGACAGGCGGAGGAGCAGCUAAUGCUGAGCGAUGCCAAGAAAUGGUUGCGCAGCGAUGCGUCCGAAGUGGAUCGGCCGCAUCCGAAAACAGGUGCCACAGCGCUGCACGUAGCCGCAGCAAAGGGCUAUACAAAGGUUAUAAGUUUACUACUCGCCGGUCGUGCUAAUGUUGAUAAACAGGACAAUGACGGCUGGACGCCGUUGCAUGCUGCAUCACAUUGGGGCCAAAAGGAGGCCGCCGAUAUGCUGGUCAAUGCCAUGGCCGAUAUGGAUAUACGCAAUUAUGCCGGUCAGACGUGCAUCGAUGUGGCCGAUCGUAAAAUGGCGAAAUUCUUGGAGGAAUUGCGUAGCACCAGCAACAAACGUGUCAAACGUCGUCCUUCUAGUCAAAUCAGAAUCUCAGAUAAAAUUGAAAAUCACAUUGAUAAUACGCCAACGAAAAUCAUACGAGUGGAAGUGAAAUCGGAUCAGUCAAAGGAUCAAGCGAAUGGUUCACACGGCCGUUAAGAAACUUCUUUCUUUGUGCACCAACUUAAUUGCCUUUAGUUUAAUUUUUAUACAUACAAUUAAUAAAUAAGUUCAACUGCCACACACUUGAGUUGUACACUCGCACUGCCAUUUUACCGUAUACAAAUAUUUCUUAUUUUUUGUUUUCACAAUUUAACUUUGCAUUCGUUGGCAUUUUCUACACGAAAACUUUAAACUUUUACGAGUAAAUCCAACUUAUUUACAUACAUAUGUACAUUUUGUAUUGCAUUAUUCCCAAUUGUACAUGAAUGACUGUGAAUUCUUUGGCUGCCAUUUCCGUUAUUACCGCCCGGCUCAUCGUGUCCAUUGUGUGCCGUCCAAAAUGCG
This is a messenger RNA of Bactrocera dorsalis (oriental fruit fly), 1164 nucleotides long. Its product is annotated as protein phosphatase 1 regulatory subunit 12A-like. Gene Ontology annotation, cellular component: cytoplasm. Gene Ontology annotation, molecular function: enzyme inhibitor activity; protein binding; phosphatase regulator activity. Lineage: Eukaryota; Metazoa; Arthropoda; Insecta; Diptera; Tephritidae. The transcript is spliced from 5 exons. The coding region runs from base 55 to 816 and encodes 253 amino acids. The record is from RefSeq and is a predicted model, not a curated record.